AUGAAUCUUUGGGGAAACAGGAGUUUUUAUAAAAGAUUUGUCACUUCAGCGGUUUUGCUAGAAUUUUCCAAAGCACUACAGAUUUCCGGUGUUCGGUUGUCGAAAAUUUCCAGCGUUAAGCUUCCAAUCAGAUUCUCUCCUAUAGAGGCUAUUUUCUAUACUGUUUUCCAUCCAACUGAAGGUACCAAAGUAUCUCAACAAGUACCAUUAGGAUCAAUUGUUACACCAGCUAAGACCACUUCUGAUGUUUUGAAUGAACCAUUAAUCGAUUUUGGUCUUGUGAAGAACUAUGUUAUACCCAAGCCUCAACUAUGUAAUAGGCUUAUAUCGUUGAAAGUUGGCAACUAUAGAAUUAUUGGAUAUCCUGUUAAUACAAUUGCACCUUAUUAUGCAAGAAAUUCAUUUAGUUUCAAUUUAUGCUUUGUUUUCAAAUAUGGAAGUGAUACAACGCCUUAUGAAUCUUCAAUUAAAAGAUUAGGUCAAAUGUUCAAGAAUCUUGAGGAACAAUAUCAAUUAUUUUCGAGAAAGGAAAGAGAUCAUUUAUAUUUUAAAGAUGAAAAUAGAAAUACAAGUACUAACACAUCAGCUGGUCUGACAAGUGGUACAAACUCUAAAGAUGGUAGAGUUAAUAGCACUGCGGUAGAUAAUAAUUCUGAUGAUGUCAAUAAAUUGACUUCAAUAACUUAUUUACAAAUUUUAAAUGAUCUUAAUAAUGAUAUUGAUUCUUCCACCCCUUUGGGGAUUGUUCAUAGAGAAGGUUAUACAAUUAAACUAGAUUCAAUAGAAAGUUUAAUUCAACAAAUUUAUCAAGAUUUGAAUAAUUACUCAGAAUGUCUUAUACCAAUCGAUUCAGGUAAUUCUGUUGAUAUAAAACUAUUCCCAUUAUUACCACCACCUCCAAAAUUGAGUCAAGAAGAUGUUCCAAUUUCUACUGUUAGAUUAGAGAGUAUGGUUGAUUUAAACUGGGAUCCUACAAUGCUUAAGAUUUUACCAUUCAUAAAUGGUGUAAAUUCUAUCAAAAAGAUAAGUUCAUUAGCUAAUGCAGAUUAUUGGAUUGUUAAACAAUGCAUUCAACAUUUAAUUUAUUAUAAAUGUAUUAUAAUUAUUGAUAUUUUCCAAUUUUCAAAUAUUUAUGCUCCAACUUCAGAUAUUGAUUUAUUCCUAAAAGAUUCAAACAUGGCUAAUGAAUGUCAGGCUUAUGUUGUUAGUCCUUCAAUUUUUAAAGAUAGACCAUAUCAAACAGAUUCAACAAAUUCAAACAAUUUUAACUUGAAAAAUGUUGAUUCAAACAAAAAGAAUGAUGCAAAUCGUAAUAAAUCAUCAUCAACACUUAAUUUAAAUGCCAAAAGAGGCAAAAAUGAAUUAAUAUUAUUGCCUUCAAAAGCAAAAUUAUUUUAUCUUUAUAGGUCAUUACAUCAGGGUCAAUCAGUUAAAAAUUGGUAUAAAGAUCAUAUCACAGAAUUAGAAUACAUAGAUGUUAGAAGAUUUUUAUCCUUUGGGGUUUUGAGAGGAUUGAUUUAUAGAGUGCACUCAUAUCCAAUCAUUGAUUCUGUUAUUCUUAAUGAUCAAGAUCAAGAUGUGAGAAAUAAAUAUAACCCUUGGUCAAAUUCAACUUCUAAAACUAGUAAUACUAGUGAUGGAGAUGAAGAUGACGAAGAAGAUGAAGAAGAAGAGGGUGAAGAAGAAGAAGAUGAAGAAUUAGAUUCUGAUAAUUCAGAAUCAGAUGAAGUAGCACCAAAGACACUAAUACCUAAGAGUAAACCAAGAAACCCAUUAUUUAAGAGAAACAGUUCUAUGUCACAAAAUGAUAAUUUUUCAAAAGAUCAAAAGGAAAAAAUUGCAAUUAUUGUGAAGAGCAUCAAAAGCUCUAAAAACUUUGAUGCUAUAUGUACGGAACUAGAAAUGGAUAAAAAAUCGGUGGAAGCAUUAAUGCGCAAGAUUGGUCACUUCAAUGUUGUGAAUAGUUGA
This is a messenger RNA of Hansenula ciferrii, 1968 nucleotides long. RefSeq names its product nitrogen permease regulating protein NPR2 (gene NPR2). Gene Ontology annotation, biological process: positive regulation of autophagy; negative regulation of TORC1 signaling. Gene Ontology annotation, molecular function: GTPase activator activity. Gene Ontology annotation, cellular component: vacuolar membrane; GATOR1 complex. The record is from RefSeq and is a predicted model, not a curated record. The transcript has 2 exons. Lineage: Eukaryota; Fungi; Ascomycota; Saccharomycetes; Phaffomycetales; Wickerhamomycetaceae. The coding region runs from base 1 to 1968 and encodes 655 amino acids.